AUGUCUGAAGACGAUGAUCGUUCCUUAUCUUCUGUAGAUGGAUACGAUCCAGCUGCACCUAAAGAAUUUUAUGAUGAUGAUAUCAAUGCAGAUGCUCAGUCGUCUAUUUCACAGGGUUCUCAGUUUACAGGAAACAGAUCAUUAAGGAUUACAAGAACAGAAACUAAAAAAUCAUUAAAUGAAUUGGGUCUCUCAAGGUCGAUCCCAGUUCCAGAUUUAGUCAAUCCACCGGUGGAAAACCAAAUUUUCCCAGAAGAAUAUACCCUUGAAACGACUACUGGUUUGGUGCCGGUACAAACGUUGCAGUCUAUUGGAAGAAUAAAUUCCCACUAUGAUAGAAAGCUGCAUGAGAUUACUGAUGAAAAGUCGUUGGAUCCGGAGAUUGAAUUAGUGACAUUCGUGAUAAAUGAUCCGGAAAACCCACAUAACUGGAACCCAGUUGCCAGAUGGGCUUAUACCUUUUUAUUGUCCAUGCUUGUUAUUUGUGCAGCAUACGGUUCGUCUUGCUUGGCAGGAGGAUUAUCCACUAUCAACGAAAAAUUCAACGUUAGUGAAGAAGUAUCCACGCUAUCUGUCUCAUUGAUGGUUAUUGGAUUUGCAAUUGGACCCUUACUUUGGGCUCCACUUUCUGAGCAAAUUGGUAGGAGACCUGUUUACUUUAUUUCCUUUGGAUUGUAUACUAUUUUCAACAUCCCUGUUGCAUUGGCUCCGAAUAUCGGAACUGUGCUAGUUUGCAGGUUUUUGUGUGGGGUAUUCUCUGCUUCAGCAUUAAGUAAUGUCGGUGCUUCAUUGGUUGAUUUACAUAAAGAUACAAGAGGUUUGGCAAUUGCAUUCUUCUCAUUUUGUCCCUAUUCCGGUCCAGUAUUUGGAGGCGUUGUUAAUGGUUUCAUCUCAGUUAGCACUGGUAGAUUCGAUCUUAUGAUUUGGGUUAACAUGGCAUUCGCUGGUGUUAUGUGGAUUAUUGUUUCACUGAUUCCAGAGACUUACGCCCCAGUGAUUUUGAAGAAGAGGGCUAAGCAGAUGAGAAAAGAUACUGGUAACAAAAAGAUUAUGACUGAACAAGAAGCCAGCCCUAUGACUUUUUCUGAAUUGUUAAAUACUUGCUUGUACCGUCCAUUAAAAUUCGUGAUUCAAGAGCCAGUUUUGGUCUUAAUCUGUGUUUUCGUUUGUUUGAUCUAUUCAAUGUUAUACGCCUUCUUCUUUGCUUAUCCUGUGAUUUUCAAUGAAUUGUACGGCUAUAAAGAUAACAUUAUUGGAUUAAUGUUCAUUCCUAUUUUGAUGGGAGCUGGCUUGGCCCUUUUAACUACUCCAUUAUUGGAGAAGCAAUACAGUAUCAUCUGUAAGAAGAGACGUCCAGUUCCAGAAGAUAGGUUGAUUGGUGCUAUGAUUGGUUCUCCAUUCCCAUGUAUUGCACUUUUCAUUCUUGGUGCCACUUCAUACAAGCACAUCAUCUGGGUCGGACCAGCAUCUUCAGGAAUUCUUUUCGGCUAUGGUAUGGUUUUAAUUUACUAUUCAUUGAAUAAUUAUAUUAUUGAUACUUAUGCUAAAUAUGCAGCAUCUGCAUUGGCCACUAAGGUUUUCUUGAGAUCCGCUGGUGGUGCUGCAUUCCCAUUAUUCACCACCCAAAUGUACCAUAAGUUAGGGUUACAAUGGGCCAGUUGGCUAUUAGCCUUCAUUUGUUUAGGAAUGAUUCUUAUUCCAUUCACCUUUUAUAAAUUUGGUGCCCAACUUCGUGCUAAAUGGUGUCAAGAAGAUUAUACUGUUUAUCAUGUUGAUGACGAUGAUGAAGAGUAA
Messenger RNA from Dujonia railenensis, 1794 nucleotides. The record is from the annotation of a GenBank genome assembly. NCBI's taxonomy places the organism in Eukaryota, Fungi, Ascomycota, Pichiomycetes, Serinales, Debaryomycetaceae.